UAUUUGAAGCUCUGACAAUGGCUACCAAUAAGGCAUUGACACUGGUGUUGGUCAUCCUUUGUUUUGUUCUCGUUCAUGAGUUGGAGACCAACAGUGGACAUCUGAUGACAGCUAAUGCUGAAAAAAUAGACUGCAAAUCCAAGUGUGCAUACCGAUGCAGCAAGGCGGGGUGGCAUAAGCUAUGUCUUAGAGCAUGUAACACUUGCUGCGAGAGGUGUAACUGCGUGCCACCGGGUACUGCCGGCAACGAAGAUGUCUGCCCUUGCUAUGCCAAGAUGACCACCCAUGGUGGUAGGCACAAAUGUCCUUAAUUAUUAGGAACAAUUUAUUUUCGAUCUUCAGGUUUCCAUGUAUAUACAAUACGUACAAGUACAUAUGUAACUGUAUGCAUGCUUACCAAAAUGUACAAGAAUAAAACCAGAAGCAUGCCGGUAGGUAUUUUUCCUUAUAUUUGGACUCCUAAGUGAGACAUUUUGAAGGACUUCAAAUGGAUCUUCAUCUCUUCUUCCUUUGCCUCUACUUUGUCGCUUGCCCAUUUUAAUUUAGGUUAUGUUUAGUUCCAGAAAUUUUUGAGUUGUCUAAUA
Molecule: messenger RNA, 584 nt
Organism: Vitis riparia (riverbank grape)
Lineage: Eukaryota; Viridiplantae; Streptophyta; Magnoliopsida; Vitales; Vitaceae
Product: peamaclein-like
Exons: 3
Coding region: 18-311 (97 amino acids)
Source: RefSeq, a predicted model, not a curated record